This is a messenger RNA of Macroventuria anomochaeta, 1081 nucleotides long. RefSeq names its product RTA1 like protein. NCBI's taxonomy places the organism in Eukaryota, Fungi, Ascomycota, Dothideomycetes, Pleosporales, Didymellaceae. The transcript has 3 exons. Gene Ontology annotation, cellular component: membrane. The coding region runs from base 207 to 1025 and encodes 272 amino acids. The record is from RefSeq and is a predicted model, not a curated record.
CCUUACUGCUAUACAUAAGGUCUUUCUUCCCACAAGACGUUCGUGACUUCAGCUCCACUUGACAUCCUCUACGACCACAACUUGAACUCCUUUCUUGACCAUCAAUCGACACACAACAGGAACAGAUAUAUCCGGUCUCACAUAACAACGCCGAGCCGAAGCCUGUCCGACCAAGCUAUCACCCCAGAGCCCACUCCAGAUCGACCAUGGCGGACACAUCGAAGCCGGAAUAUGUCCUCUGGCCAUACACACCUUCUGUUGUUGGCGGAGUGAUUGCUGCUAUUGUCUUUGCUCUCCUCACAUGCGCCCAUGUCUUCCGACUCAUCAAGAACCGCACAUGGUUCUGCAUACCCUUCGUCAUCGGUGCUUUGUUCGAGACCAUUGGGUACGCCGCGAGAGCAGCAGCACACAAUGACACUGUCACCAAGACGCCUUACAUCAUUCAAUCCGUCCUUAUCCUAAUCGCUCCGAUCUUGUUCGCUGCCUCCAUAUACAUGAUUCUUGGACGCUUGAUUAUGCGUACCGACUCCGCAUCCUACUCGAUCGUACGCGCCAACUGGAUUACCAAAAUUUUCGUUAUUGGAGAUGUCUUUUGCUUCUUCAUCCAGAGCGGUGGUGCUGGUAUGCUGGUGCAAGCUAAAGACAAGGACGGCGUCAAGAUGGGCGAGAACAUCAUCCUCGGUGGUCUGAUCCUGCAGAUCCUGAUCUUCUUGUUCUUCGUCGUUAUUGCGGGUACAUGGCAGCGCAGGCUGGAAUCCAGGCCUACAGCUGCCUCCGCCGAUAUUCCGUGGCAGAAGAUGGUGCGCUUCCUUUACGCUGCGAGUGCCUUCAUCACCAUCCGUAACAUGUGCCGUGUCGUCGAGUACGCUAUGGGCAAGGAGGCUUACCUUCUCCAACACGAGUGGCCGCUUUACAUCUACGACUGUCUCAUGAUGAUCGCUACUCUCGCCGUCUGCCUUACCUGGUACGACCCCAACAUCAAGCCCGGACGUAAGACGGAUAUUGAGUUCGGCAUGCGAAGAUAGGAUGAUUCGUCAAGCCUUGUGGAGGCACAAAACAAAUGUUCUACACACGUGGCUUC